AUGCCACAUUUUUGGUUUUCUUUCUUUUCACCGCAAAAAAAACGCAAACACUUCAAGUUAGUGCCAACUCAAAUAAUCUGGCAUCAGGAUGACAAGCACCUCAACAUCCGGCAUUUUGCCAACGAUCUCCCCGCCAUCUCCCCUUCUCUCAUGGAUCACCUGAUCCCUAUAUCGAGUCUUGACAUCUCAAAUAUUGAGAACAUUACCUACCACAGCGGAGUGCCUAUAUUCUCCGGUCGCAAGUGGGAACUCAAUAAGAAUGCGAAGAAGCAGAUGCUGAAGCAGAAGCAGGUGCUGGAUACUGGUUCUAAUUUGGGAGACUUGGAGACAGAUCAUGAAGGUUCCUCUGCGUCAGUGGCCCCUGACACCAGUGACCAGACCUCAGGCUGCCGAGAAUACGACCCCAAAAAACCAAACAGAAAGCCAUCCCCGAAGCGGACCGAAGAGCAAAAAUGGGCGCAUCUCUUCAAUACCAUCUACACAGCCAUGCACAUGGCAUACAAGAAGACGUACCCUCAGCACUCGUCUGUAUUCCAUUUUGAGCCUGAAAAUCACAAACACCCGCAUCGACAGUGGUCACUGGAGUUUUGCAAUGCUCCUAUUCCGGAUGCGACCAACGUCCAGAAGCCCAAUGUAGUCCUGCUUGAUCGCAACGUUGAACCGAAAAGCUGGGCACACGUCCUUACAUGCGUUGAGAUCACCGAAUCUGAUCUUGGCAUACACCGCGACAUACCAUUGUUCAAGGGGGCGAUCACCAAAGGUUAUCUCAUGAUGCGAGAACAACCUUGGUGUCGCUUCGUCGUUCUUUUCAGCCUUGCAGCAAACAAUCUCCGUGCCCAUUAUAUGGACCACUCAGGCCUCAUCAUCACACGCCCCAUCUCAAUCAUCGGAAACCUGGCACGUCUUGUCGACAUGCUAAAUACCAUGUCGCUAGUGAACAGCAAAGCCCAUGGUGUGGAUUCCACCAUGCAUAUGUGCGAUGAGUCAUGCAAGCAAACACAAUGUGACGUGGGUGACAAGGCAAUAGGCUGGAUAGAGGACAAGAAGAAGGAGAGGUUAUCGAUAAUCUCCAUCUUGUGGAGAAGUCAGGGUCUUUUCUCCCGCAGAACUAUCUGUUAUCGCGUUUGGGAUCAGCAUGGAUGUGAGUAUGCACUGAAGGAUUGUUGGGUGGAUGAGGCGAAGAAAGAUCACGAAGAAAAGGUUCUUGAGUUGGUUUGGGGCAUUCCUAAUGUAGUUACUCUCGUGGAUGCUUGGGAUGUUGAGUACGAGGGAGAGCCCGACUCCACAUUGCGCAUCCGUAAUCUCCACGGGAGAUUCAGUCCGGGAUUUUGCUCUCACAAGGCAAUGGUGAAAAGGAAUAUCUUACAUGGAGACCUUAGCCCCAAUAACUUCAUUAUCUCUGAUGGACGCGGCUACUUCAUCGAUUUUGACCAUGCCCUGAUCAUUGCGGAAGGCAACACUAGUGUUUGUUCACGGGGCACUACCCCCAGCGAUGAUCUAGAGUCUCUGUUCUACAUUUUCGUCGAUUUUAUUUCCGCAUUCGAUGGGCCCAAAGGCAGUAUAAUACAGCCAAAGCCAGAUUGGUGGGCUGAUCUAUUGGAGGACAUGGGCUCUCGGGCUGUUUCAUAUAAGUCGGGUCUAUUGCUCGUAGGGCGUGACAAAGAGUUGAUGGAACGUACAAUGCUUUACUUUGGGGGACUCAGACAUCUCGUUCAGGAGUGGCGCCUCCAAUUUCUACAAGCAGACAAAGAUGAUAGUGAUAGCGGCAUCACUCCCGAGGAUAUUGAGCGGGUUCUCGACAAAUGGAUCUCUGAUGAGGCUGCUGAUGAACCCCCUCCAGUUGCUCAAGCUUCAUUAUUGAGCCCUACCGACGUCUUAGCUCCUCCAGGCCCUCGUCGUUCGAGCCGGAAGACUGUCCCGGUGAAGAGACCAUAA
This is a messenger RNA of Suillus paluster, 1935 nucleotides long. RefSeq lists its product as uncharacterized. The transcript is spliced from 5 exons. Gene Ontology annotation, biological process: protein phosphorylation. The record is from RefSeq and is a predicted model, not a curated record. Lineage: Eukaryota; Fungi; Basidiomycota; Agaricomycetes; Boletales; Suillaceae. The coding region runs from base 1 to 1935 and encodes 644 amino acids. Gene Ontology annotation, molecular function: protein kinase activity.